AUGAUUGAUAUGAUCAAUAAUCUUGUUGUAAAGGCUAUCUAUCGCUGCAUUAGAGAAUGAGCGCCGUUUCAGUCAACAAUUUGAUCGUUCUAAACACACCCGAUCAGAAGCGUUACGUAAUUCGCGGGAAAUCAUGGGAGAGGCCGGAUCAUCAAAUUCAACGCAUGCGCAAUCGAUCGUAAACAAUGACAUGGUUUUAAUUCAGCACAUGCGCAAUACAUCGACUCGGAUCGUUGAUGAUCUAGCCUCUCUCGUGAAUGGAGGUAAAAGAGUCCACUCUCCAGUGCCUCUCGGCAAUGAGUUAUCCUGAUGAAAGGUGGCGCUCAUUCCAAUAUGGUGGUUAGUGACAGAAAGCUUUACAUUUUUCUGUAACAAAUCGACAAAAAUGGCAUCAAAAGACGAGGACAGGAUUGACUUUGACAAGCUAGAACUCGAACUGAAUGCUGCAGUUGAAGCUGAUUCCAAAUAUUGGAGGGAAAAUGAUGCAAAAUUUCGAGCUCUCGAUCAGAAGGUUGGCUCCUAUGAGGAAUUCAGAGAUAUAGUUUUGGCAUCUCACAUCAAACCACUUGAUAAGGGAGACAAGAUCCAAGAACACUUCAAUCAGCCAUGGAAUAUUGCGGCAGCCAAAAGGCUGGGGAGUGAUAGUGGGAAGGAUGCUGCACUCAUUAAGCAGGACUCACACCUUCCCAAGACGAAUCAGGAGUUGAUGAGAGACUGGGGAAGAUACUGCAAAACAGCGGAGGAGAGAUACAGCCUUUUAUCGAAAUUAGGAUGUGAGAACUUACGGAAAAUAUUCAAGACUGGGAUUGAGAUACUUGGAGAUAUCUUCGAUCUAUUUCAUAAAUAUGAAAAAACUGAUGUGCAGUUUUGUCUCGAAUUAUUAGAGACUUUGACCAAGGCGGAGCGAUUUGGAUUGUCUUUAGAUUUUCUCAGCAAAGAUGAGAAGGCAUCAUGUAAGAAAAUGUUUGAAAAAUUACGGGGCAUAGUUGAGAAAGAUCAGUUAGACACUCAGGCGAAAAGAAUAGAGGAGCUUGAGAAACUGUAUGAAAUCAGUUGAUUAAGUCAAACGUUGUUGAUAGCCACACUGCUUGGCUUUAAGAUGAACGUACGUAUUGGCGUCAAAAUUCACAUGAAACUGAGCUUGAUGAAAAUCAAUCUUCAGCAUGUAGCAUGUCCUAAGAUGCAGUGAAGGGAUGGAAUUGCCAUCGACUGCCAUAAAGUAAAUCAAUGAUAUUCUAAUAUUUGGCCGUUUUGCCAGUACAGCCGCUGCCCUUUGACUCCAUCCAACUUCCACAACUAUUUUCUGGUUUUCUAAUACUGUAUAACUUUAUAUAUCAGACAAA
Molecule: messenger RNA, 1343 nt
Organism: Lineus longissimus
Lineage: Eukaryota; Metazoa; Nemertea; Pilidiophora; Heteronemertea; Lineidae
Product: coiled-coil domain-containing protein 103-like
Exons: 3
Coding region: 386-1057 (223 amino acids)
Biological process (GO): epithelial cilium movement involved in extracellular fluid movement; inner dynein arm assembly; determination of left/right symmetry
Cellular component (GO): outer dynein arm
Source: RefSeq, a predicted model, not a curated record